Molecule: messenger RNA, 1274 nt
Organism: Cannabis sativa
Lineage: Eukaryota; Viridiplantae; Streptophyta; Magnoliopsida; Rosales; Cannabaceae
Product: tRNA-splicing endonuclease subunit Sen2-1
Exons: 3
Coding region: 281-1102 (273 amino acids)
Biological process (GO): tRNA-type intron splice site recognition and cleavage; tRNA splicing, via endonucleolytic cleavage and ligation
Cellular component (GO): tRNA-intron endonuclease complex
Molecular function (GO): nucleic acid binding; tRNA-intron lyase activity
Source: RefSeq, a predicted model, not a curated record
AGACAAAAGUCCUUAAAUCUAAUAAUCUUUAGUUCAGAGAGAAUUUUAACGGCCAAAAAAAUGCAUAGACAUAAUUUGGUACAUGUUAAAGUUUGGGGGAGAAAAAUUCUAAUUAGCCAAAGCUACUUAAAACAAAAUAUGGGACUAUCUCCGGACCCUCUCCUCCUCGCAAGCCCAACCUUUGCAGUCGUCCUCCGCACUCAUCUUUCAUCGUCACGCAUCUCCUCCGAACAACCAUGAAACAUCUGAGCAUACUUCUUUUUCUUUUUAUUUGGUUUUAAUGGGGCCAAGAUGGAAAGGAAAGGGGUCAGAAGCCAAAGCUCUUGCUGACCCCAUGUCGAAAAUAGUGUUACAACUUCAAUCUUCUCUAAUCAAAUCAGAGGCUCAAGGAUUACUUUGUGGCUGCAGUGUUCUUCUUGGUACAGAAGCACAAGAAGCCGAUCUCCUUAAUCGCUCAUGUUUUGGUGUACCCAUUACUACAGCUGAGAAAAGUAAGCAAUGGUUUCAGCUGGGCAUGGAGGAAGCUUUUUACCUUCAUUAUUCUCUCAAGUGCCUCAUGAUAGUUGACGAAAACAAACACUUGAUGAAUGAUGAACAGCUAUGGCUUUACAUGAAAUCCAAGAAAGAGACUUCCCCUGAUUUUUACAAAGCUUAUUCGCAUCUUCGAAUGAAGAAUUGGGUUGUGAUGUCUGGGGUUAGAUAUGGUGUGGACUUUGUUGCCUACCGUCACCAUCCAGCUCUGAUCCAUUCUGAGUUUGCUGUGCUUGUUUUAUCACCAGAAGAAGAAAAUGGUUGCUGGCAUGGAAACUCAAGGUUGAGGACUUGGUCUGAUAUUCAUUGCACAACUCGGCUUUGUGGUGGUGUUGUCAAGACAUUGUUAGUCCUUAAUGUCAGUAGAAAUGGUGAUAAUGCUAUAACUCCAUCAUGCACUGAAAAAUUCACUGUUUAUGAGUACACAAUAGCAAGAUGGCUUCCAGAAAGAUGCCGUGAAGAUCACAUGGUAGUUAAAAGUAAAACUAGUGACUGUACAGUAGCUGAAGAUGGAACCAAUAUGCAGGUUCCUUCUAAAGUUUUAGGAACACCACCUAUUGAGGAAGGAUGAAGUUAUAGGCAGUUAUACAACCAGAACUCAUUACACAAAUGUAAGUUUGUGAACAUAGUUUACACUUUCAGGAAUAUUCAUUUCUGUUUUCCUAUGCUGUAAUUGACUAAUUUAUUCUCUUGCCAAAUGACCAGUUGCUCUCAAAUUAAAUUAUUGAAAUUAGAUUCUCUCA